AUGGCGCUCCUUGCUGAAGAGACGGGCUUCGACAUGAAGAGCCUUCGCGACAUGGAGCGUCGUUUCCUGCACGAGAGCCCGUCUGGGCAAAUCGCGGAAGACGAGUUUGUGCAAUUGUUUGUGCCGUAUUUGUCUGCGCAUCACGGGCGCGGGUUUGCGAGACACGUGUUCCGGGCGUGUGACAUGGACGGGAACGGCAGGAUGGAUUUUCGCGAGUUCCUCAUUGCCCUGCAACUCACGAGUGCGAAUGACCCGCAGGAGAAGAUCAUGUGGCUUUUCCGCAUGUACGACAUCAACAAGGACGGCAUGGUCACUUUGAAUGAGGUUUCGUUUCAUUUGCGAUUGGGACAGCUGUGGAAUUUUUUGUUUUGUUUGUAUGUUGCGUACAUGCGUCAUUUCGUGAUGCCAAUAUCGGCACUUGGUACUCGAGAGGUGCUCACAGUGCUCAGCAGUUUGUCAGAAAUUGUCACCCUGGCUGAGGCCAAAUUGCUGAUGGAAAACGCGUUUGAAAUCUUCGAGAAAUUCGAUUUGAACAAGGACGGUCAACUGUCUCUGGAUGAAAUCUUGGAAGCUGGCUUUCCAGCCAAAUCGAAGGAUGCAGUUUCAUCGAAAGCAAAGGAUUUGGGAGUUGACAAGAAAGAAAGUGGGGAUGCGGCUGGGACGAAACCCUCUGCCGGAGGUAAACAUGCUGUCCCGCAAAAAGCUUACGGAAUCGCAGAAGAAAUCGCACUUCAAGAUGCCAUCAGUUACACGGUUGCCGUCGGCAUUGUGGACAAGUUGGCUCAGUACAUAGCCUGUGUUCAGGGCCCCAUCAACGGAGAUUCCACCAGCUGCUGGGAAGCUGGGUUGAUUGCCGCGAUUUAUGGGUCCUCUGACGGCAGGCAAAAGAUUGAUCUCACGUUCAGCAGCUUCGUUGAAAAGGCUUUACUCUUUGUGACUGCGAUGACGAAGAUACUGGGUGAUUUGCACCCGUGUCCGAUUACCCCGGAAGGAGCCAAGAACAUUGCCGAUCCCACGAGCCUGUUGCCGACGAUUCAGUUGACCGAACUGGUGAGCAGCAUCUCGUUGUUGUACGUGCUGGUUGUGCAUCAGCAGUCCCGGCCGCCGUCUGAGACUGGGAGUCUCAUGGCGCCGUUUUCAAACGCCGCCUUGGCCCUGGUGCUCACAGUUACAUCAUUCCUCAACUCUGUGGCUCGUCUUCAUCCGUACAUGCUGCAGGGUGUCCUGGGAGCUGAAGGACUGAAUUUGCAGUUUCGUCACAUUGCCUCGUACCUUUUGUGGUACUGUUCGCAGUGGCCUCACGAGGACGACACUAGUGUUCGAAAAGAGGACUUGCUAAAGAGUGUCAUUUGGCUGAUUGGAUAUUUUGCCGUGGGCAACGCGGAAAAUCAAAGCAUCAUUCAGAGCGGUCAAAUGCCCAGCGUUUUGCAUCAACUCUGUUCCCUGCCGCUGCCGUAUUUCACGGAUAAUUCCAGGAAGAAGAUCUUAUAUCCCACGCUCAUUGCUUGCAUUUUAGACAAGCCCAUGAACGCGAAAAUCGUCGAGGAAGAAGUUGCUCUGGAGACCUUGAAAGAGUACUUGCAUAGUACGGAAUGCACCAGUUUGCAUCUUAUUGAGCUGAUCAAGGUUCGAGCGCUUGCGAGUGAAGAAUGGAAGCUCAAGGGUCGAGGAAUACUCACUGACCACCACCUUAACAUUGAUGCCGAACAACCCGCGAAUGUCUGACCUUUGCUGCUGGAGGGCAUUUGUCUGCUGAAUUUCGCAGUGAUGCCGAGAUUGAUUGAAUGCGUUUUCGGAGUUUAGAGAAAUGCGAACGUCUCAUCGUGCUUUAUGACGGUUUUUUCCUGGUUGCUUGCGGAUGUGAUAUCCUCUUGAGGUGCUCGACUUUCGGACAUUUCGAGUGCCGAUAUAAAUUUUUUUUUUAGGGAGGUGUCAAUCUUUUCGACUUUUGGAAUUACUGCGAAUUUUAAGGAGUUGCUGUAACGUGAAGGACUGGGAUGUUGUCUUUUGUUCGAGAUAAUUUGACUCGUUGCGUUUUCUGAAUUUAUCCCGUUUAUCAUCGGAAUAGUUGAGAUUAAUUAUUGACGACCGCAGAUCUUUUUUUUUUCUGCAUAGCGAAGAGUUGAUUUCGAUGUCAUGAAUACAGUAUUUGAACGGGAAGAAUUGGUUGUUUCUGUUAUGAUAUGAUUCGGUCAUAGAGCUUUGGCAUGGAAUUGAUGAUGUGAUGAUGAAGUAUCUUAUGUUUUUCGAGGGCUAUAGCUGCUGGAAUGUUUUUGAAAUGGAAUUGCAUGCAGCAUUCUGAUGAACUAUUGAGGCAAUGAGUUCAGUGAAGUAAUAAAUUUAUGUUGAACUGAUCAAGAA
Molecule: messenger RNA, 2361 nt
Organism: Notodromas monacha
Lineage: Eukaryota; Metazoa; Arthropoda; Ostracoda; Podocopida; Cyprididae
Source: the annotation of a GenBank genome assembly